Dioscorea cayenensis subsp. rotundata (Guinea yam) is the source of this 2406-nucleotide messenger RNA. RefSeq names its product pentatricopeptide repeat-containing protein At5g61370, mitochondrial. The transcript has 2 exons. The coding region runs from base 128 to 1573 and encodes 481 amino acids. The record is from RefSeq and is a predicted model, not a curated record. Gene Ontology annotation, molecular function: protein binding. Lineage: Eukaryota; Viridiplantae; Streptophyta; Magnoliopsida; Dioscoreales; Dioscoreaceae.
ACGGAUGCCACCUCAUUCGUUCGUGUAAUGAAUUCGGAAAAGCUAUUCGGAUGGAAUAACAUUACCCAAAUUUAAACUAACUCUCUUGCCAUAUAUAUAUAUAAAAUUAAUAGUAAAAUAGAAGAGAAUGGGUAUCUCCAAAAUUUCAGCAACCCAACAGUACUUGAAUAUCAACUCCAUCUCUUCCUUGCAAACCCUAACCACCGUCGUCAUUCAUGGCGUCGGAUCCCUCGACGACAUGGAUACCACCCUCCAACGCCUCCACCUCCCUGUCACUCCAUCUCUCUUCCUCCAAUUCCUCCAUUCCUUCAGGAAUCCCACCAUCACUUCCGCUAGAAGGCUUCUCCGAUUCUUCUCAUGGUGCCGUCGCCAGGAGAACGAUCGAUUUCCGGCGCCGGUGUUUGGAGACGAUGCUUUCAAUAUGGUGAUCCGUGCACUGGCUCAGAUGAAGGAUUUCACUGCCGUGAUGGCCGCUGUUGCUGAUCUUCAGAAGGAGGGCAGGAGGAUGGAUCCGCAGACCUUCGAGCUUGUUGUUAAGACCUUAGUCAGCUCCGGCAAGCCGGAGGAGGCUGUUCGGCUGUUCAGGAGAGUGGAGGAGAAGCGGGAGCUGCUGGUUCGCCGGAGCGCUGACGAUGGUGAAUGGUCUUGUGCCUCCGCUGUGAUCCAAGCUCUCUCCGCUAAAGGCCACGCUAGAAAGGCCGUCGGUGUUCUUUGGCAUCACAAGGACAAGCUUGUCGAUGCUGGCUCGAAUAUCAGUCGGAGUAUCCUUCAUGGGUGGUGCGUUCAUGGGAAUGUCGGCGAGGCUCGCCGUAUUCUUGAUCAGAUGAAAUCCGGAGGAAAUCCUCCAGGGCUCGCUUCAUAUAAUGACUUCCUCUACUGCGUGUGCAAGAGAAAUCUUAGGUUCAAUCCCUCUGCUCUCGUCCCGGAAGCCACCAAUCUCAUGGCGGAGAUGAGAGCCUCUGGCGUUGCUCCGACCACCGUAAGCUACAACAUCCUUAUCUCAUGCCUGAGCAAGACGAGGAGGGUCAAGGAGGCCUGUGGAAUUCUCCAGUCCUUGAUUCAAGGAAAGGGGAGCUGCUCCUGCUCUCCUGAUUGGGUCUCCUAUUAUCUUGUUAUCAAGCUUCUCUAUCUCACAGGGAGAUUUGGCAGAGGGAAUAAGCUUGUGGAGCAUAUGUUUGAGAUUGGGAUGGUACCUGGUGUGAAGUUCUACCAUGGUUUGAUUGGUGUUCUCUGUGGAAUGGACAAGAUGAAGUAUGCACUUGAGAUGUUUGAUAGAAUGAAGCAGUCCGGACUGGUGAGUAAUGGAGCUAUGUAUGAUUUGUUGAUUGAGAAGCUCUGUAGGAAUGGUGAAUUCGACAUGGGUCGGUGUCUAUGGGAUGAGGCUUUGGAGAGGGGCAUUGUUCUCCAAUCCUCCAGUGAUCUAUUGGACCCUCUGAAGACUGAGGUUUUCAAACCAGUGAGGCCGUUGAAGAAGCUUGAUGCAUCUGAGUACAAGAUGUUAAUGCUGAAGGCCAAAGGUGUUCGAAGAGCUAGAGUGAAGCUCAAGCCUAAUAAGUGCCAUUCCAGAAGCUGACAGCUUACAGAAUCUGGCUAGCACUCGAGCCCGCAAUCUCAAGAUAAAGAGCAUCAGAUUCCUGAUAUUAUCUGGACUAAAGUAAGGGCAUUAGAUUCGCUUGAUCUUUAGUCUGUAAGUUCUGCUGAGUCUAUAAAUUCAUAGGAGGAAACCCAAAUGAUAUCAAACACUUGAAACUCUCAAAACAGUUAGCAGCUUGCCAUAGACAAAGCCCUCCAGGAGAAGAAGAAAGGAACAGAACUACAAAAAUGGCUCCUGUGAACUUCCAGCAAAAAUACAAUCAAGGCAAGUAUCAGGAUGAUAAACCUGCAGAUGAUUACUGCACUUAUGUCACUAAGAUGGCAAGGAUGACUAGCAUAUGUGAUGGCCCUCAUUUUGGGAAUCUCUCCUCAGUGUUCAAGAAGCAAGAAGAACCAAAUCCAGUGGUGAAUAACCAACCAAUACCACAGCAGGCAACUGAUCAAAGGAAACCCCGUGGCAUCUUUGGCCAGCCACAUCACUUGGAAACUUUCAAGAACAGUGUCAUGUCUGCAAACACCAACAAAGUUUAGGAUGCUGGUACAUGUUUCUGGGUGAGUAUGCUGAAAACUUGGACCGGAGACAUCUAGUAUUGUCAUAAGCUUACUUUCAUGCGGCGGAUGAAAUAAAGGACUACUAUCUAUGUAAUACACUAUAUGGAUGUGUAUAUGUAGUUAUGGAUGCCUUGGCUGCAGGAGUGCCAUCUAUAAAUAAAUUUCACUCUUGCCUACUACAUUCAGCUGCCUGUGUGUUUGUUAUGCUCUCUUGUGUAAUAUUCCGCGCGCAUGAAUAUUUAUGAACUUUAAUUAUAAGAA